AUGAUCCUUGUCGAUGUCCUAGAUCGUUUCGGGCAGGGCAAGAAAUACUUCACGCCUUAUGAGAUACAAAUAGCUUACCUUGAAUGGCGGCAUCAUCUACUUCAAGGAAAAAAUCCCCCAUCCACGCUCUCCCGACUUGUUAUGGGUGCAGUAAUCCACUCUUCCGACUCGGAAGAUCUCAAGAUGCAGAUCAACGAUUGCUUGAGAAGCGUCAAUGAUAUUCGAAUCCUCGACGCUCCUUCUGUGGCAGGAACAUUCGAACCGACCUACGGUAUUUGGCAGGUACAGGUUGACAAAAGUCCCGAUUCAUUGAUGGUUCGUUUUUCAAACGAUCGGACUGCCCGUCUCACUAAGCUCCUUCCAGACGAUGAAAAGGACGAAGAGGAAAAUGAGUAUCCGCCAGACGAGAUUCCGGAUUGUGUAUUACGGGAGAUCAUGGAACGAAAUCAGCCAGACGAGAAGAAAGAAUUGCCUGAAGUUUUUAAUCUACAGGGUGGGCCGCACAUAGGCCGGGUGCGACCUCCAUAUUGGUCUGUCGCUCUCGCGACUCAGCCUUCCGGACAUCGAUACUUAUCGGACGCGGUUCUGGAUGAGAUUCUGCCAUUUUGGAAGGAGCUUUUGAAUGGAGAUAGUUCAAGAACUGUCAAAUAUUACAUGGAAAAAUGGCAAGGCCUCAAGUCAAAGUUCGAGGCUUGGAUGGAAAAAGAAAAAUCCAAGCUGCAGCAGAAGGGAAUUAAGGAUUGGCCGGCUUCCUAUUCUAAACAACCAGAUAACAUGGGUAGCCCAGACGAUACAUCGGAUGUGUGGCUUACGAUCUAUGAGGUAAAAGCUACAAAUAAGCCAUUUCAGGUUUUAAGUCGCUCAAAGGUUAUUCAAACGAGAGAUCGUUCGGAGCAAUCACCUAGCCCGGAAUCUGCUGGCUCGACGCAUCAACCUAGGGAUUCCGAGGAUCAAUCAGCUUCGUUCUCAGACACUCAGCCUUUUUCCGCUCUUAGAAAACCCCCACUUGAUCAGAGCAGUGAGGUUUCAGAAGCGACCCUGCGUGCCAUUCAGGAAAGCCUACGCAGCGUCAUCAUAGAGCAGCACUCUAGGCUCGCGGGGAUUCACAGCAAAAUCGAUAAGAUCGAUAAUGGGGUAGAAAAGAAGCUGCAUGAAUUUGAAAACAGAAUGCGUGGGUCGAACAGUGGUUGGUCCCACGGACGUGAUCGUUCUUCAUCGCCGGCUAAUGGUCAUUCCUCCUCCCCUUCGCAGCAAGAAGGAUCAUCCACAUCACGUAAUGGGCAGUUGUUCAGGAGAUAA
Molecule: messenger RNA, 1299 nt
Organism: Penicillium angulare
Lineage: Eukaryota; Fungi; Ascomycota; Eurotiomycetes; Eurotiales; Aspergillaceae
Exons: 1
Coding region: 1-1299 (432 amino acids)
Source: RefSeq, a predicted model, not a curated record